This is a messenger RNA of Athalia rosae (coleseed sawfly), 3065 nucleotides long. It is a transcript of the gene gammaCOP, whose product is annotated as coatomer subunit gamma. NCBI's taxonomy places the organism in Eukaryota, Metazoa, Arthropoda, Insecta, Hymenoptera, Athaliidae. Gene Ontology annotation, biological process: intra-Golgi vesicle-mediated transport; endoplasmic reticulum to Golgi vesicle-mediated transport; organelle transport along microtubule. Bases 146 to 2773 code for a protein of 875 amino acids. Gene Ontology annotation, molecular function: structural molecule activity. The transcript has 6 exons. The record is from RefSeq and is a predicted model, not a curated record. Gene Ontology annotation, cellular component: COPI vesicle coat; endoplasmic reticulum-Golgi intermediate compartment; endoplasmic reticulum.
UACGUCAACCAGUUGUGAUAUAUGCUCUAAGAGCACGGUGUAUAACCAGCAACCAACGAAUUUGUUGCCAGCAACGAGAGAAAAGUUUGGUAAAAGGUGACGUGUCACAAGUUCUUUACUACGGUUUGACUGGAAUUAUUGAACGAUGAACGCGUUUAAGCGUGAUAAAAAGGAAGAAGAAGACGGCGGAGGAAAUCCGUUUCAAGACAUGGAGAAAACAACAGUUCUCCAGGAGGCUCGGACAUUCAAUGAUACUCCGGUGAAUGCUCUAAAAUGCGCUCAUAUUCUGACAAAGAUAUUGUACCUUAUAAAUCAAGGUGAACAGUUAGGGACUACCGAAGCGACGGAAGCGUUUUUUGCUAUGACAAAACUCUUCCAAUCACGUGAUGUCAUUUUGCGUCGAUUGGUUUACUUGGGAAUCAAGGAAUUGAGUUCAGUCGCUGAGGAUGUGAUUAUAGUCACUUCUAGCCUUACAAAAGACAUGACUGGAAAAGAGGAUUUAUACAGAGCAUCAGCAAUUAGAGCCCUGUGUACUAUCACUGAUGGGGCUAUGCUUCAGGCUAUUGAACGUUACAUGAAACAAGCUAUUGUCGACCGUUCGCCGGCAGUCUCUAGUGCUGCGCUAGUUUCGACACUUCAUUUGACCAGUAUUUCUGGAGAUGUGGCUAGAAGAUGGGCAAACGAAGCUCAAGAAGCCCUAAAUUCUGACAAUGUUAUGGUUCAGUACCAUGCACUAGGAGUUCUUUAUCAGGCACGGAAGACAGACAAGCAUGCAGUCACCAAACUUGUUACAAAGCUAACUCGAACGAUCCUGAAAAGUCCAUAUGCCGCUUGCAUGUUGAUCAGAAUGGCGUGUAAGCUGCUGGAAGAGGAAGAUGGUAACGGAGAGCUGCUGGAUUUUGUAGAAUCGUGUCUACGUCAUAAAUCGGAAAUGGUUAUCUACGAAGCAGCUCAUGCCUUGGUCAGCAUGGGCCGGAGUGGGACAAGGGAACUUGCCUCAGCUAUAAGUGUGCUACAGCUCUUCUGUGGUUCAACAAAACCAGCCGUGAGAUUUGCUGCUGUUAGAACUUUGAACAAAGUAGCAAUGUCUCAUCCGGCUGCUGUGACUGCGUGUAACUUGGAUCUAGAGAAUCUAAUCUCAGAUUCUAAUAGGUCUAUUGCUACAUUGGCUAUCACAACUUUGCUGAAAACUGGAGCAGAGAGCUCUGUUGAUCGUUUGAUGAAACAAAUUACUACCUUUGUGUCUGAGAUAUCUGACGAAUUCAAGGUCGUUGUUGUUCAGGCUAUAAGAGCGUUAUGUCAAAAGUUUCCUCGGAAACAUGCUGUGCUCAUGAAUUUCCUAUCUGCAAUGCUCAGGGAUGAGGGUGGUCUAGAAUACAAAGCAGCGAUUGCAGAUACAAUAAUAGCGGUCAUGGAAGGUAACUCGGAAGCAAAAGAGGCUGGGCUUGCACACCUUUGCGAAUUUAUCGAGGAUUGUGAGCAUAUCUCACUCGCGGUACGCAUACUGCAUCUACUUGGUCAAGAGGGUCCAACUUCAAAGCAGCCUUCUCGUUACAUUCGUUUCAUCUACAACCGUGUUAUUCUGGAAUGUGCUAGUGUUCGUGCUGCAGCUGUAACUGCAUUGGCACGCUUUGCGGUAACAUGUCCUCCUCUUCUUCCUAAUAUUCUUGAACUGCUAUCACGUUGCCAAUUGGAUUCUGAUGACGAAGUACGCGAUCGCGCUGCGUAUUAUUGCACAAUUCUUCAACAGCAAUUUGAUCAAACAACUCUCUCACUCGUGCAACCACCACUUCUCUCGAUUCCGAGCUUGGAAAGAGCAUUGCAUAAUUAUGUAUGCUCUCCAAUGGAAGAACCGUUUGACAUUUCUCAGAUUCUACCGGCCCAAACCGUAGAAGAGCCGUCAAAGCCAGAAAUACAUGCUACGAAACAACAACAGCCGAGACUUUCACGAGAAGAAAUAUUGAUGGAAAAACUAGCCCAAGUUCCACAUUUAUCAGCGAUUAUAUCCGAGUCUCCACUCUUCAAAUCCUCUGCAGUCGUCGAGUUGACUGAAUCUGAAACUGAAUAUAAUGUCAAAUGUGUAAAGCACUCAUUCUCGAAUCAUCUUGUUCUACAAUUUGAUUGUUCGAACACUCUUUCCGAUCAACUACUAGAAGAUGUCAGGGUCGCCAUUGAGCCACCAGAAGGUUACAGAGUCGUGUAUGAAAUUCCAUGCCCUCGAUUGGCAUACAAUGAGCCUGGAACGACGUAUACGGUACUGGAAUUCCCUGGGGAUGUUCAGGCUAGUGUAACUACCAUUCCAACAACCUUGCGUUUCAUGGCACGCGAUUGUGAUCCCACCACAGGUAUUCCAGAUGCUGAGCAGGGAUAUCGCGACGAAUACAUGUUGGAAGACCUAGAAGUAACUCUGGCGGAUCAAAUGCGUGGAACCGGAGGACGAGGCACAGAUUUCAGUGCAGCUUGGGAGGCGGCCGCGACUCGUGGUUUCUCUGAACUAGAAGAAACCUUUGCUCUAGGAGCCUCGGUAACUACCCUUGAAGGAGCAGUUCAAAGUCUCAUUGGUUUCUUGGGUCUUGAAUCCGUUGAACGGAGUCAUCGAGUGGCAUCGGAUGCAGUAGGGCACACGUUAUUGUUAGCUGGUAUUUUUAGGGGCGGAAAAGAAGUGCUGGCUCGAGCUCGAUUAGCUUUAGCUGAUAGUCAGGUAACCAUGCAAUUGUCGGUUAGAUCAUCGGAUCCUGAUGUGGCAGAACUCGUUACUUCCUCCGUAGGAUAGAAAUUGAAUUGGCUGCAAACAAUUUUGAUCGAUUAAUGUGCAUAAAUCUAAAAUUCGAGAACGUACCCCGUAUUUCAACACGAACUCAUCGCUAGAGAUACUAAGGACUUUCUUAUCACAGGAUUCAAAUCCUAGACUGUGUAUUAUAUUCAAAUUAUACGUUACGUUAUCUGUCGACUAAUUUCGCUCUAAUAAUUCUCACACGUUGAACAGAAUUGCUAUGCCAUGCCGAUUAGUCUGUAUAUUGUUUAUAUUAAAUAAAGAAGAAUAAAUACGGGCCAUUGACAGAUGA